GAAGUAGUUAUACCAAAAUCACUAAUCUAACUUUAAAACCAAAGAGGUUUGUUGAAAGAACAGUUAGAAACUCCUCUUUGUAUCUCAUAUUCUUCUCCGACCAUGCUAACUAGAAUCAUCUUCCUCAUCGCUGUCGCCACUGCUUUCCUCGUUGUUCUUCUACUCGCUUUAUUCUCACCCGUUCCUGAUUACGACCCGCCGGGAUCAUUCUUCUCCUUCUCCCUCUAUGUUCAACAAACUCACACCCCAUCCUCCUCCUAUUCUUCUCGUCGGUCCAGUCAACACAUAGCCCGGCCCCAUGGCCAAGGAGGAGGAAAAGGAGCAUUGAUUUUCCGGCGUACGCUUACUGAAGGACCCGAGAAUAAUUCACGGAUCGUGGGCAAAGCUGAGGGAUUUAUAAUCCCACAUGAAGACUUUGCUAGCUCGGAUUUUAACGUGAUAUACUUGACGUUGGAGACUCCUGAGUACACGGGGAGUGUUAGCAUUAGGAGUAGAGACAUGGCACAUAAAUUGAAAGAGGUUAUGGAGGUAGUGGGAGGGACAGGAGCUUUCGCCUUUGCCCGUGGAAUCGCUAUGUUUGCUGAGAUUGAUGAUCAUGAGGAAGAAGCUGUAACCACUUACCGUGUUAAGCUUCUACUUAGAUUUCCACAUACUUCUCACGUAGAUCCACCAUGAUGAACACUUUUCUAUUACAAUACAUAUAUUUGUGUAUAAAUAAAGUUAUUUACUGAUUUUUUUUUUUUUUGUUAAAAGGCCUUCUUAAAGUUAUUUACAGAUUCACUACAGAUGUUUAAAGAACUCGAAGCGAGAAUCAGUUUUGCUUUCUUUUUGCCGAUAA
Messenger RNA from Arabidopsis lyrata subsp. lyrata, 838 nucleotides. Its product is annotated as dirigent protein 2. The coding region runs from base 103 to 675 and encodes 190 amino acids. The transcript has a single exon. The record is from RefSeq and is a predicted model, not a curated record. NCBI's taxonomy places the organism in Eukaryota, Viridiplantae, Streptophyta, Magnoliopsida, Brassicales, Brassicaceae.